CGUACUGAUCGAAAGUAUCUUAGUUUUUUUAAACGAAGAAGACACCAGUGCAUCGCGUUAUACAUAAAUGAUACAUAAACUCAAGACUUUUAAUUCCAUUCUAAAUUUCGAGUUGUACGUAGUGAAAGAAUAAGAAAAUAUCAGAAAAUCGUGAGAAGUUUUCUAAUUUAAAAAGAACUGCAAUAUGAUUAGUUGGGUUCGAGUCACAACAAUGUAUAUGAUAUAUCAAUUACUGAUUAUUUAUGCGACUUCUACGUAUGGAUUUUCUUUGCACAAUGUUUCAUUGUUGAUCGACUGUCUAUCAUCUUGCUCGAAUGAAACAUGCGUGGACGCUUGCAAUGAUUAUCCAAACGAAAUUGAUUUUUAUCCACAGGUUGACGACAAAUAUACCAAAGCGAACGUAACUCUUCAUUGCACCGGUGGGGACUUGAUGAUGAUCAAUUUCAAUCCUGGGUUUUACUUGAUUGAACAAAGUUUGUCCAAUUACACCCGGAAUCCCCCGAAAUUGGUGAAGGGAAAUAUGGCAACGUUUACAAAUUUGACAGUAAACGCCAAUUAUCAAUAUCGGUUGUACAAUUUAACGCACGAAGGACUCUGGCAACCGGAAGUUUCAGACUGGUUCUUUACUUAUCCGGCUGACUAUGAGCCAUUGCCCGUGAAAAAUUUAUCGUUGUUUAAAAUAGAACCUGACAAGAAGACACGCGGCCUACAUGCCGAAGUUGUUUUUGAACCGGCUUUAGAUCGAAGUUGCAGUUACUAUGUGGUAACUUGGGACGGAGGAAUACAUUUGGUGCAUUUUGAGAUCGAUAGGCCAACGAAUUUUCAAUUUAACUUAGAUUUUUUAGAAGUGGAUCAGAAUUACAGUGUAUCCAUUCGAUCGGUUAACAAACAGAAUAAAAAAGAAAGCCCCGAAGUCUCGAUAUUCUGUACGCUUACAUGUUUAGAAUAUUAUAAUGAUCUAACCUUUUGCCCCCCAGAACCAGUAGAAGGGUUACGAGCGGAACAUAUCUAUCGUUACCAGGGAUUGUAUGAUGUUUGGGUUCGUUGGAAUACAGUUGAAUUAGAACCAGAUAAUUACACGAUACAGAUUGAUUUAUAUAGGAACAACACUGAGCUUUACGAGAAGAGCGUACCUGGGAACACAACCGAGGUUUGUUUCGAAAGAUUAAAAUUGGGUCUCCAAUACGAGGUGGAAAUCAUAGCUGAAUCUUUGGGGGGAAGGAGUUCAGUAGUAACUAUUAUUAAGUCUCUCGACAAUGAAUACGCAACCCUAAGUAAAUUCUAUCGUGAACUUAUUAUUGGCAUUGUGAUGUCAAUCAUAUUCUUCGCUAUUAUUUGGAUGACAUACUUACAACAUUAUAAACAGAAGAAUAAAAAAUUCGCCAUGAAAUGUGCGUCUUUUGAGAAUCUUAAUCAGAAAGAUGUGCCGAUAGAAAGCAUCAAGAAACUGUUGCAUCAAAGUUGCGAUGCUGACAAUGAGACGAACAACAUGCCACUUAUGAACGACAAAUUUGAGCUGUGUCCAAAAUUAUUAAAGUUAAAAGGUAUACUUGGAAGCGGAGCUUAUGGAAUUGUAAGAUUGGGCUCUUUGCAAGAUCAGUAUGAUAAUGUCACCAGUGUUGCGGUUAAAAUGUUGAAAGACAAUCCAAGCGUGGAAAAUUUACAAAACUUCCAUAAAGAAAUAAUGAUUAUGAAAGCUGUUGGUCAACAUCCAAAUAUAGUGUCCUUGAUUGGUUGUUGCAUUUUGAAUAAUAAACCAGUGUUGGUAGUGGAGUACUGUUGCAAAGGAGACUUGCAAACAUACUUAAGAACAAUAUGGCAAAAUAUGGUAAGCGUUGCGUUUAAUCAUAAAGCGCGCUUUAAAUUCGACGGAGAUUCGUUCUCGAUCUCGAAGAAUUCUGGUGGAAAAGAGCACAAUUAUCAAAACGUUCAUCUGAUUACAAACCGUUUAUACGACGUUCAACAAGAUAUAGCGCAGUAUACGGAAACUGUAACAGCAAACGAUUUGUUGAAUUUUGCGAGGCAAAUUGCUACAGGAAUGGAAUUUCUGUCAUUGAAUCGAAUAGUUCAUCGUGAUUUAGCUGCGAGGAAUAUAUUGGUGUGCGCAGACAAGGUAGUGAAAAUUUCAGAUUUUGGUCUGAGUCGUGAUGUUUACCAAGAAAAUUUAUACCGAAAGCAAGGAGAUGGUAAAUUACCUGUGAAGUGGAUGGCAAUUGAAGCUUUGACCCAUCAAAUUUAUACGACUCACAGCGAUGUGUGGUCCUUUGGCAUUUUGUUAUGGGAGAUUGUAACCAUGGGUGCUCUUCCUUAUCCUGAUAUUCCAACAAAAGCCAUCCUGAAGAUUUUAAAGUCUGGUUACAGAAUGGAACGACCUAUAAGCUGUAGCGUGGAAUUAUACAAUAUUAUGUUCUCUUGCUGGACAGUAAGACCUCAAAGCAGACCUACGUUCACUCAAUUAAAAGAGAGCAUAGAUAAACUGCUUUGUCACCGUUCCGGCAAUAAGUACCUGAACAUGGACGAAAUUUUGUAUGAUACUCAAGAACAGCACCGCGAGUCCAAUAGUAAUCACUCGUAAAGAAAA
Osmia bicornis bicornis is the source of this 2581-nucleotide messenger RNA. RefSeq names its product tyrosine-protein kinase receptor torso (gene tor). Bases 185 to 2575 code for a protein of 796 amino acids. Gene Ontology annotation, molecular function: protein binding; transmembrane receptor protein tyrosine kinase activity; ATP binding. Lineage: Eukaryota; Metazoa; Arthropoda; Insecta; Hymenoptera; Megachilidae. The transcript is spliced from 18 exons. Gene Ontology annotation, biological process: positive regulation of kinase activity; cell surface receptor protein tyrosine kinase signaling pathway; protein phosphorylation. The record is from RefSeq and is a predicted model, not a curated record. Gene Ontology annotation, cellular component: signaling receptor complex.